GGGAACAUGACGCCUGACAAACUGCUGCACUCUGUUCGGGUUUCGUUAACGUGAUCCAUCAUGAUGGUGCUUAUUGAUUUUCCGGGUGUUUUGUUUGUUUGUUUUUAGCUGAAUUUAGAGAUCCAGCCCUGGCAGCGACCUAUAAAGGGUAGCUCGGGUAAAGUAAAGCAGGAUUUGUUUUUGUGUGUGUGUGUGUGAGAGAGAGUGUGAGUGUGUGUUGAGCGGAGCCGGAAGUAGGAGCUCCAUGGCAGUUGCGCUCUUGUUGAAGAGUUUGAAACAGCGCGAGUUGACCGAUGUGGACUGUCGGGGAUGGGAGACGAGCUCGGCGGCGUGAAUGUGGCCUCGGAGAAGAUGCUUAGUUUCCCCGGAGAAGCCGUCGGGGACGCGGCGGACGCGGCUGUCGAGGUGGAAGUUGAAGUUGGAGGGACGCGGAGCUGUGAUUUGGUCCAGGGAGACGCAGCGGGGACGCGGGGGGACAUGGACGGUCUGGACUUUCAGCGUCACAACAUCGACAGCAGGGACAAAGACCCGUGCAGGACAACGUCACCUGUGGAAAUCCUUAGGAGGAACUUCGGGAGGACGAAACCCGCCGGGGACAGUCAUGUGGAGACCUCCAGAGAGCUGGACAAAGUGGACUCCAUGUUGGAGAACUUGGACAUCAGAAGGUUGGCUCUGAACCGAACGACAAGAUCCUCUUCGGACGAGGAACGAGGAAGUAUCUCUGACUUCCCAGAUUUCUUCCCAUCCCUGGAUUUGGAAGAUCCUGAACUUCCUGUUUCGCCGGAUUCCACAAGUGCAGAUGAGCAUCAUCAUCAUCAUCAUCAUCAUCAUCACCAAUCCAAAGAGCACGUCUACUGCACCGUGUACUGCAUCGCCAACGACAACUACAGAAAACCUUCAGAAACCACCCAGUCGUCCGAGCGUGGGAGUCCGUCGACCUCGGAUCUGUCCGUCUUACCUUCUACGGACCUGUCCGGUUCGGAUCCCGAACAAGAACCCGAUGGUGACCCCGACUCGUACACGUUGAGCGACCUCGCAGAUCCUCCGGUGCUAAGCAACGUUCUCUACGUCAACAACAAGAUAUUACAGUGUCGCGUGUGUCUCAUCCCCAGAUCCAUCCAGUCCCUGCACUGCUGCAAAAAGCCAGUGUGUGAAGACUGUAUGAAAACAUACAUCAGUUCUCAGGUUGUCUCAGGCCUCGCAGAGAUCGUGUGUCCAAUCCCAGAGUGUAGCGGAUACCUGGCGGAGAGCGUGGUUCUGGCCCACCUGGCAUCCGAGCACGUGGCGAAGUACAAGUACUUCCUGGAGCUUGGCAGACUGGACUCGGGAACGAAGACCUGUCCAAAGUGUAGCCUGUUCACUUCGCUGAAGGGCCGCGGCCAGCCGGUGCAAAACAAAGACGAGCCCAAGUUCAAGAUCCAGUGCAGUAAGUGCGACUUGGUCUGGUGUUUUAGAUGCCACGCACCGUGGCACGAGGGUUUAAAGUGCCGCGAGUUCAAGAAAGGAGACAAGCUGCUGCGGAACUGGGCCAGCGUUAUCGAGUACGGCCAGAGGAAUGCCCAGAAAUGCCCACGCUGCAAGGUCCAUAUCCAGAGGGUUGACGGCUGCGAUCACAUGACCUGCACGCAGUGCAACACCAACUUCUGUUAUCGCUGCGGCGAGAGAUAUCGCCAGCUGCGUUUUUUCGGAGACCACACCUCCAACCUGAGCGUGUUCGGCUGCAAGUACCGCUACCUGCCCGAGAAACCGCACCUGCGCCGCCUCAUCCGCGGAUCCGUGUGCGCGAGUAAAGUGCUGGUGGCGCCGCUGCUAAUCGUCUUGGUGAUUGUGAUCGGAGCCUUGGCUCUAGUUAUAGGUCUGGUCGCAUUCCCUGUGUACUACAUCUGUGAGAAGAAUAAACACCCCAAUGGGAUCAGGCGAUGGCUAUGCUAAGACUGCACUGCUUCUGACAUACACACACGAACACAUUAACACACACUACACAGUGAUACGGACGAUGGGCGAUCGAGCUUCUGGGUUGUUUUUUUUUUCCCUUUACCUCCAACACACAGAUUGUUUUUAUCUUUAAUCUUUUUAGCGCGUAGAACGCUUUUAUCUGGACGUUUCAAUCAAUUAUUCAGGGAUUUGAUCUCUCUCUUACACACACACACACACAC
This is a messenger RNA of Clarias gariepinus (North African catfish), 2156 nucleotides long. It is a transcript of the gene rnf217, whose product is annotated as ring finger protein 217. The transcript has 6 exons. Gene Ontology annotation, biological process: protein polyubiquitination; ubiquitin-dependent protein catabolic process; positive regulation of proteasomal ubiquitin-dependent protein catabolic process. Lineage: Eukaryota; Metazoa; Chordata; Actinopteri; Siluriformes; Clariidae. Gene Ontology annotation, cellular component: ubiquitin ligase complex; cytoplasm. The record is from RefSeq and is a predicted model, not a curated record. Bases 310 to 1932 code for a protein of 540 amino acids. Gene Ontology annotation, molecular function: zinc ion binding; ubiquitin protein ligase activity; ubiquitin conjugating enzyme binding.